Messenger RNA from Aphis gossypii (cotton aphid), 1271 nucleotides. RefSeq lists its product as uncharacterized. The record is from RefSeq and is a predicted model, not a curated record. NCBI's taxonomy places the organism in Eukaryota, Metazoa, Arthropoda, Insecta, Hemiptera, Aphididae. The coding region runs from base 246 to 998 and encodes 250 amino acids. The transcript is spliced from 2 exons.
AUAAUUUACGGUGCAACGCUGCAGUAACAUCCUAUAAUGCAGGACCUAGACGUUUGCAUUUGUUACAUAAAAAAAUUGCAAAACACAGUCCGGGUCUGUAUACUAAAAAAUUUAUUUCAAAAUCUACUUCAAAAAGUAUUCAGAGAAGUAAACGUCGAUUAUUCAAUCCUCCAGUUUACAAAACAACAAUAUCGGGACCAGAUCAGCAUUACGGAGCAACAGCAGACAUAGAAACAUCUCCAGAUAUGCCUAAACACGAAUAUGAUGCUAAAAAAAUAUUGUUUUUAUCAGAAUUGAACGUAACACAAGUGCAAAUAAAACAAAUUGAAAAAGAUACGAGAGGACAAAAUGCAUGUAUGGAGUGGCAUUUACAUAGAAAAAAAAGAUUGACCGCCUCUGUCUUUGGAAAUAUAUGUAAACUUAGACCCAAAACGUCGCGAGCCAAGACUGUAUCAAAUAUUUUAUAUGGUUCUUUUUGUGGUAACGACGCAACAAAAUAUGGGAUACAAAAUGAAGAAAAUGCGAAGUCGGCGUUGUCUAACAUUAUAAAUAAACCCAUAAGGUCGUCUGGAUUAAUUAUUGAUUAUGAAUUACCAUUUCUAGCUGCUUCUCCAGAUGGCCUAAUAGAUGAGGAUUCUUUAGUAGAAAUCAAAUGUCCAAUAAGCGCUAAAGAUAUAUCGCCUGAAGAUGGAAUUGCAAAAAAAAUAAUAAAGAGUUGCGAAAUAAAAAAUGGAAAAAUGGAACUUAAACGAACGAAUUCUUAUUAUUACCAGGUACAAGGGCAACUCCACAUCUCGAAAAAAAAGUUUUGCUAUUUUUGUAUUUGGACUUCUCGAGGUAUCCUUUAUGAAAAAAUAAAAAGAGAUGACAAUUUUUGGGAAGUAAAAAUGUUACCCCAUUUAGUUAACUUUUAUAAUAAUUGUUUAUUACCUGAAAUGGUUGAUCCACGCUAUGAUAGAAAUUUACCAUUGAGAGAUGGACUGAAAGAGUUAAGCUAAUAAACUAGGUACCUCUUGUUUUUUUUAUUGAAUACUUUUUCAGUGAAUACUUUGUAUAAAUUGAAUUGUAAUUAUGUCCAACAUUAGUUUUUUUUUACAUUUUUAUAUUUAUUUACUAGGUACCAUAAGUUAUUCUUUCUUAAUAAUAUUUACAUAAUAAUAAAUAAAUAUGUAAGGUAGGUAACGGUAUACCUAUAUACAUUUAUUAUUAUUUUUUGCUUUAAUAUAAUAUUUGUUACUAUUUGUUAUAAAAUAAAAUAUGCUUAUACAAGA